GUGCACGGAGGCUUUAACGAAAAGGGAAGAUUGGUUUUCUUCUUUUCUCUAUUAUGAAUGAAGUCUAUUCUCUGAAUUUAGCUUUAAACCUGUGAUUAUCAGACAUUAUCAAUACGGUGCUGAUAACGAGCUGAACUAAGCUCGUAUAAAUCCCUUCAAGAUGUCUGCGAGCGCCGUGUAUGUCUUGGAUUUGAAAGGAAAGGUCCUUGUGUGCCGAAAUUAUCGUGGAGAUGUGGACAUGUCAGAGAUUGAGCACUUCAUGACUCUUCUGAUGGACAAGGAGGAGGAGGGUACGCUCUCUCCAAUCCUGGCCCAUGGGGGAGUCCGCUUCAUGUGGAUCAAACACAAUAAUCUCUACUUGGUUGCAACAUCCAAGAAAAAUGCCAGUGUGUCACUGGUUUUCUCCUUCUUGUACAAAAUUGUUCAGGUUUUUUCAGAGUAUUUCAAAGAGUUGGAGGAAGAGAGCAUUAGAGAUAACUUUGUUAUCAUAUAUGAGCUGAUGGAUGAGCUGAUGGACUUUGGCUACCCUCAGACUACUGACAGCAAGAUUCUGCAAGAGUACAUAACCCAAGAGGGUCACAAGCUAGACACUGGUGCCCCGAGGCCUCCUGCCACAGUCACCAAUGCUGUCUCCUGGAGGUCAGAGGGCAUCAAGUACAGGAAGAAUGAGGUCUUCCUGGACGUCAUUGAGUCAGUCAACCUCCUGGUUAGUGCCAAUGGUAAUGUUCUACGGAGUGAGAUAGUUGGUUCCAUUAAGAUGCGUGUCUUCCUGUCUGGAAUGCCUGAGUUGCGGCUGGGUCUUAACGACAAGGUUCUGUUUGAAAACACUGGACGAGGAAAGAGCAAAUCAGUAGAACUGGAGGAUGUCAAGUUUCACCAGUGUGUCCGUCUGUCUCGCUUCGAGAACGACCGCACCAUCUCCUUUAUUCCUCCUGAUGGAGAGUUUGAGCUCAUGUCCUACCGCCUCAACACUCAUGUGAAGCCCUUGAUCUGGAUUGAGUCUGUUAUUGAGAAGCACUCCCACAGUCGCAUCGAGUACAUGAUCAAGGCAAAGAGUCAGUUCAAGAGGCGUUCCACUGCCAACAACGUGGAGAUUCACAUUCCUGUGCCAACGGACGCUGACUCGCCCAAAUUCAAGACCACAGUGGGCAGCGUGAAGUGGGUGCCUGAGAACAGCGAGAUCGUCUGGUCAAUCAAGUCUUUCCCUGGAGGAAAGGAGUAUCUGAUGCGAGCCCACUUCGGUCUGCCAAGUGUAGAGGCUGAAGACAAGGAGGGGAAGCCACCAAUCAGUGUCAAGUUUGAGAUCCCGUACUUCACGACCUCAGGGAUCCAGGUGCGUUACCUGAAGAUCAUUGAGAAGAGUGGAUACCAGGCCCUGCCGUGGGUGCGCUACAUCACCCAAAAUGGAGAUUACCAGCUCCGGACCCAGUAGGCAGCGCCUCAGCCGGCAGUCGGCAGGUGGAAAUCAGACGGGGUGGAGUCAAGCCGCUAAUGUGUUAUCAAUGGCAGGUGGCAGUCACGAGACCAGAGGACUGUCACUAUCAAUUUUCUUUGUUUUAGUUUUGUAUUUGUCAAAGUUUUAUUCAUUUAUGAUCAAUGCAAAUAUUAGAUGGAGCCUUCUGUUAGCCAAGGUUUGAAAACAAGAUUGUUUCACUGCUGUGUGGCUCCUCAUAUGAGGGAGGCCAAGGAGAGCAGGACCAAUGUUUACAUCAGCCGUUACAGUGUAGAGUUGUACACAAUCAGUCACCGUGGGUCAAAUUGUUUUAAAGAGUAUGUCACAGUUCUCCUUUAAAGUUACUGUAAUCACCUGCACACAGGUCUACAACACACUCGGCAAGUCUGCGUACGGUAUUUUUUGUAUGAAGCUGCUUUGUUCUGCCACAAUUCCAAUUUGUUGAUUAUCUGUAUAUAUUUGUUACAUGUUAAUGGACGUUGAUUCAGUGUUAUUAGUUUAAAUAACUGUAAAUGAAAAGCAGAGUUUUCUCUUUUUGUAUUAUCUCCUCCAUGUGAUGCCAUUGAUACAUGCCAGAGCAAUGCCUCCCUGCUUGGCUGUUGUGCUUUUUAUUUGCCCGUUUGACUCCCUUGACAUUCAGCUUUGCAAACAGUAGUAAAUGCUGUGAGUUUAAGUUGCUUUUCCACCCCAGUACUUGUUUUCCUUUUCUCUGUCUGUAACCACACUGUAUUAAAUCAUUAAAUGUCUAUUUAGAGAAAACUG
Messenger RNA from Amphiprion ocellaris (clown anemonefish), 2215 nucleotides. It is a transcript of the gene ap1m1, whose product is annotated as adaptor related protein complex 1 subunit mu 1. Gene Ontology annotation, molecular function: clathrin-cargo adaptor activity. Lineage: Eukaryota; Metazoa; Chordata; Actinopteri; Pomacentridae. Gene Ontology annotation, biological process: intracellular protein transport; vesicle-mediated transport. Gene Ontology annotation, cellular component: clathrin adaptor complex; clathrin-coated vesicle. The record is from RefSeq and is a predicted model, not a curated record. Bases 161 to 1432 code for a protein of 423 amino acids. The transcript is spliced from 12 exons.